AGAAAGUCUGGCAUAUCCGUUUACAACUGCUUCCUUUUUGUAACUUCCGGCCGAAGGUAAUGUCGAUUAUUAGACAGUUUCUGUACAAAAUACUUGUUAAAAAUCUUUUAACAUCGUUGAUAAAAAUAAUUUCGUUGUAUAAUUAAACUUUCAUUAGAUUAAAAAAAAAAACAAUGACAUUGAAUUUCAUUAUAGACAUUCAAUAUAUUUGCAUCUUCAAUCAUCUGAAGUAUUUAAAAAUGCAUCUGCUUAUUAUUUUAUUUAAUGUUGUGGCAGUGGAUAAAAAAUAUUUUGUCUAAAUUUUCUUUCAACACUUUUGUAUCUGAAAUAUAUAUGCUAUUCUUACAGAAAAUGGGCCGAGUUAUUCGCUCUCAGCGUAAAGGUCCAGGGUCUGUUUUCAAGGCCCACACGAAAAAUAGGAAAGGAAAAGCUGCACUAAGAGCUGUAGAUUUUGCUGAAAGACAUGGAUACAUUAAAGGUGUCAUUCGUGUAAGUUAUCAGCUGCUGGUUUUGUUUUAUUAAUUUUUAUGGUACACAGUUUGCAUCACAUUGUACUGAAAUUCUAGAUAUUCUUUAGAUAUAUUUUACAUUAAUGCUUAAUUCACAUUAUCUAUAAAAUGCAGGUUCUGUUUUUGACGAAAAGAACGGGAAAGUUAUCAUUAUCUUCGUGUUCAGGGCCAAUUGUUGAACAUUUCACCCUUAGCCUUAAGUGCUAAAAUCGGAAAAGGAAAGAGAGAAUGUGCUGUUAAAGGUGUAAUUUCGGCCAGUAGGCUACAUUUAUUUUUGCAGUGAACGUAGACAUAAUGUCAACAACCUGUGGUCGCUCCCUUUCCUGGUGUAAUUUCAGCCGAUUCGUGCCCUUAACUAAAACAUGAGUGCAAAGUUGGGUAGAGCGACCUACAUAAUAUACUACCGAAUUACAAUCAUGGCAUCUCGUAAAACACAUAGCCCUGUCAUGCCCUAUGAAAUUUGGCACACUUGCAGAUCAAUAUAUACCUGAGUGUCAUAUGUUGAGUUAGGUUUGCAGUUUAUUAGACUUUUUCUCCUUUAUUGGCUACUACUUUUCAUCAUGUCAGCUGUUUUUGAAAUCGCUGAAGAUAAUUAUCAUGAAUCAAUACCUAGUUGGUAGUGGAUCUAUUUUGAAAGAAGACAUUACGAUUAACAAUUAUUAAAUUAUUACCAUGGAAUCUCAUCUGUAUCACCAUUUUCUCACCUCUUAGGACAUAGUUCAUGAUCCUGGCCGUGGUGCUCCUCUGGCAAAGGUACAGUUUCGUGAUCCAUACAAAUAUCGUAUGCUCACUGAGACCUUCAUUGCUGCCGAAGGGAUGCAUACUGGACAGUUCAUUUACUGUGGUAAAAAAGGUAAGCCGGUGUGGGGUGAAAAAACAUACUCAGUUGUACUGUACAUAACUCACUCACAGUGUAGUCAACUGGUAUUGCAAAAUUGCAUUUUUGGUGUUACUACUGUGAAACAUUGACCUCAGGUUUUGACUUGGAAUUUUCUUUGUUGUUUUGACUUUGAUAUCCUUUACUCAUGCCUUUGGUAGCCCUUGAGAGUAGCCUCUAGCUUUGUGGUUUUUGGCUUAGUAUUUUGGGCAAACAAUUUUUUAAAAGUAAUUUUAAGUUUGUGUGUUACUUUGUGCUACACUUGAGUAAUGAAAAAAAAAAUUUUUUAGCAUCUUUGCAGAUUGGCAACAUUCUCCCCGUUGGUAUGAUGCCCGAGGGUACCAUUGUUUGCUGUCUUGAGGAGAAAAGUGGAGAUCGUGGAAAGUUAGCCCGCACAUCUGGCAACUAUGCCACUGUUAUUUCCCACAACCCUGAAACAAAGAAAACCAGAGUAAAACUGCCAUCUGGUUCCAAGAAAGUUGUUUUUUCUGCAAACAGAGCAAUGAUUGGUUAGUAGCCAGUAAAUUGUUAUGGCUGGGUUUGCUUCUUGUUUCAUUCCAAAAUUUUCUCAUCAUGGUAUAGAGUACUUUCAAAAGUUACUUUUGACAUUUUUUGUACUUCAUGAAUUAAGAUUUAAUAGGGGAAGGCUGGAUGUUAAGUAGAUUUUAUACGCCUUUUGUGGCUAAGAACGAUGUAUAAUGUUAAGUUCAAUCGUAAUUUUUUUUUGAAAUAGUAAAUGUCUCCUCACAGUUAAGUCAAUUGUCAAUGUUCCCCUGCAUUUUCAGUGUUACGACUGUGAUAUAGUAAACCUCUUUCUCUAGAUCAGAUUAUCUUGUCGUUUUGAUAUUGAUAUUUUGAUUAUGAGGUCUUGGGGCGCCUGGAUGAAUAUGAUUGCUAAAAUAAAAUAGUUUAUGCUUAUCUUUUCAGGCACACAUUAUUUAAUUUUCACAACCCAAGUGUAAUGAAAUUAUGUAAAUUGUAGCAUAUAAACGAUACAUUUUCUAUGAAUUAGGUAUUGUUGCUGGAGGUGGGCGUAUUGAUAAGCCUAUCUUGAAAGCUGGUCGUGCAUACCACAAAUACAAGGCAAAGAGAAAUUGCUGGCCUAAAGUCAGAGGUGUUGCAAUGAACGUAAGUAAAGUUUAUGCAAGUUAUUUAGUAUUGUUUUGCUGCCAAGGAUGAUAAAAAUUGCGCUCAUCUUAAAUUUAUAUGGUGAAAAAGCAUGGCUUACCUGAUGGCAACAAGCACUUAGUAAUAUCGCUUUAGAUUUAAGCUAUUGUUUUUGUUUAGAUACUCCAACUGAAAAUUUCUAAUACAUCUGACAUAUAGAGCAUUUCGUUGAUAAGAGCUGGCUUUAAGCUUUCCAAUGACACCUAGAUAAUCCUUCUAUCAUUUAUGGAGAAAAGUUAUGAAUUUUUGUGUCAUUUAUUUUGCCCCCCCCCCCUUUUCGCUUUGUACAGUAUUUAAUUUUUAAAAAUGAUUGCAUAACUCUUUUGGUACUAUUUUGCUUGUAUCUUUUUGUCUAUUAAAGUUAGAGCACUCAUACUUGGAGGAGACAUUAACAAUACAAUGUUUAUCAAAACCAAACACAUGAAUUGUGAAUUAACUUUUUAUAUUUUAUAAAAUUAUUUUUUUAGCACACGACAACACGUCUGUCACGACAAUGGUUGGAAAGUUAAAUUUGACGAAAUAUGACAAUUAUUAAAAUAAUGAAGCUAUUGCUAUAAAAUUUUCAAUUCAAACAGAUAAUGUACAUCUUAAAGUAAGGCAAAUUUAAAAUAAAUGAAAUGCUGAUCAGAAAAAUUGCAAUAUUAUUGACAAAAUAUUUCAUGAAAGGCAACCACGCCGGAGUAUUUUAAAUUUGAACUAAUAACUUUUAAACUGCCGCAAUUAAAUUUUCAGUACAAAUAGUGACAAUUAAAAUGUAAUAGAAUAUUAAAAUGUUACAAAGAUUAAUAUGCUAUACAAAAUUAAAAAAAUGUCAUGUAAUCUGUCGACAUUGAUGUGCAAUUUUCACCAUAACUUUUAAAAUAAUAAUGGUGACUCAAUGAAGUUUGCAGUACUGUGUCAAUCUAAAAUUUUCAUAAAGUAUUUCAUUUAAAAAAAAUAAUUUCGAACAUUUUAUGUAAAAGUUAGUUGAUGAAACUCCAUCUGUCGACAUUGCUAUACAGGUACAAUUUUGGCUCUACAGCUCUAGCAACACUUCAUCCUCAUUGAUUGGUAGAUUAAAAAACAUCUGCAUCUAUUGUAAAUAUCAAAUUGGGCUGUUGAUCUCCUCCAGGUGCACACAACAUAGCACAAUGAUGAAUGAUAACAAUCUGUAACUCUAAAAUAUACAAAAAGAGAUUAGGACUACUAUAAGUGUUAAUAACUAAGGACUAGUGGCUAUCUUACUAUAAUUCAUUGCUCUUCGCACGAUGCAUGUCGCUGCACUUUAUUUCUUAUCAUUUUUAAUUUAUAUGGCUUAUUUGUAUUCUUGAUCCAAAGCCAGUUCAUAUAUAUGAACUAUAUUAGGUCACAAGUUUAAUUAUUAAAAACCAGUUAUUAAAAGUGUAUAUAAUUAAACUACUAAGUUGUAAUACAGGUAAUAUUUAUUUUGCUGUUUCCAAAAGGUUUUAAUUAAUAACCACUGUUUUUCAUUAGAGAUAAACUAAUUCCGUUAGUUCAGGGAGAGAAAAUGGCCACAGUUUGGCGGUCUUGAAUUUUUAGUCACGUCGCUCAAGCUCUAAAGUUCAGUGACCAGUACCCCUUGUUUCCCCUUCAAAAUAUAAACUAUGCCCACAAGUAAUUUACAAGUCCGAACAAGAUUUUUUAAAAAUAUGUAGCUCAGUGAGCUCACUUACCCCAACUUUCCAAUUAAUCGUCUCAGCAAGGUCAGAAUUCCACUUAAUUCAUAUCCUCGUAACAGGCAUGCAUCGCAGAUUUGAAUUAAAAUGAGGUUCCUCUAUUUUUAGAAAAGACAUAUCAUCACAGAUCUAAUGAAAAGCGCCGCUCAGCAGGCAAUGUAGUUAUCCUCUGAAAGAAUAGCUGUUCAGGUUUUAGCGUUGAUGCAAAAAGUGAUGUUCAGAUAAGACAAUUUUUAGUCAGAUUUAUGUUUGGUGUGGGUUAUUGAGUAUGUGCAAGUAGGGAUACAUUUUUCUUAGAGACACUUUGUGUUCUUUGUUCUUUAGAAUGGGUUGUAUUUCCAUUUUGAAGCCUAAUCAUUACCUGUUUUAUGAUUAUAACUUGCCAAGGAUGAUAAAAAUUGCGCUCGUCUUAUAAUUAUAUGAUGAAAAGCAUGGCUUACCUGACGGCAACGAGCACUUUUUGGAUCACUUUUUUUUUUGCUUAAGACGUCCAAUUAUUAAAUUAGUUGACAAUGCCUUUCAUAGGGCAGGUGGAUAAGUGAAAAUUGAUUUUAUCAGUUUUUUUUUUUUUUUGCGCUUCACAAUAAUGAUGCUGCACUGCUUUUGGUAACUAAGAGGACCAUUUGUAUUAUGUAGAUGUCAAUGUAUAUUAUUAUUCGUGGGUUAAGGCCUGCACAAGUGCGGGCCGUAAUACUUUAUGAAAAUCUUGUGCAGAAAAUAGUAAAGGGGGGUUGGAAGCUAUUGACUCAUUCCCGACAGUUGCGACUAAAUGCGUCCUCGGGGGGGGGGGGUUCCUCCUGAUGCGUCCCGGCGCAUAGCGACACACCUCGCUUAUUUUUAGUUAAAAAUAGCAAUGAAAUCUCGCACCCCUCGAGCCUUCCGGCUAUGGCGUGAUUUCUNUUGUUUCACUUUAAAACUACGUGUGCUUUAGUACGGCGCGUCUAUAUGUACCAUGUGUUCGUCCGAGGUGCCGAAAAUCGAUUUUUUUGGCCAUUGUUCGUUAUUUUUCCCCCGCUAAUGUUAUAUUUAUAUUAAACCUUAUUCAUUUUUUGUUGCAUUUGUUCUUAAUUCAUUAACAUUAAAUAAUAUUUAGCAACUUAAACAAAUAUUUUAAAAAUAAAAAUCAAUUUCAAAACUGAGUGGCUUCCCUUUUCUCAGGAAAAUAAAUUAAGUCCGGAAGCAGCGCUGCCGGAGGGAAUGAGUUAAAAUUAGCAAUGCAAUCUCAAGACUUCCAUCUAUGGCGUGAUUUUAAUUUAAAAACAGGAAGUUUUUAUCUUGUUCCACUUUAAAACAAUGCGUUUUUUAGUACGGCGUGUCUAUAUGUAGCAUGUGUUCGUCCGAGGUGCCAAGAUUUUUUGGCCAUUGAUCAAUAUUUUUUCGCCACUAAUGUUAUAUAUUUUUUUAAACCUUUUUUUUUUUUUUUUUGAUGCAUUCGUCCUUAAUUCAUUAUUAUUUAUUAGCUUUAAAAAUAUUUUUAAAAUGGUAAUUUAAUUUCAAAACUGAGUUGCUUCCCUUUUCUCAGGAAAAUAAAUUAAGUACGGAAGUAGCUCUGUCGGAGGGAAUGAGUUAAGAAAAUAAUUAUAAUAAAGAAUAUUUCAUUACUUCGCGGGCUACACAGUCUGUGCUGGCGGGCUGCUUUAAAAAAUAUUCAGAUGAGGCCUAUCCGCCAUGUUAGUAAAUAGUUGUAUUCAUCUUUUCAAGGUGUCUGUAUAGCUUAAAUGUUUUCUGGCAAGUCAAUAAUUCUUUUUCAUUGGUACCAUCUUAGCUAUCCUUGUUAUCAUGCUAAUUGAAAAUGGAGUAUAUCACUGCCAAUGAUGAUAUAGUUGUACUCAUCUGAUCCUGUGAUGAGAAAGCAUGGCUUAACUGAUGGCAUUUGUUCUUCAGUUUAUAUAUAAAUUUAUACCAUAUAUUAUAUAAAUAUUUUAGCUGCUUGGCAGUCAUUUGAUUUUUCAUCUUUCCAUAUUUCAGCCUGUUGAGCAUCCCCAUGGUGGUGGUAACCAUCAACACAUUGGUAAAGCAUCUACUGUCAGACGUGAUGCUUCUGCUGGUAAAAAGGUGAGAGUUUAUUUUUCUCUUGAUUAG
Messenger RNA from Lymnaea stagnalis (great pond snail), 6311 nucleotides. The record is from the annotation of a GenBank genome assembly. Lineage: Eukaryota; Metazoa; Mollusca; Gastropoda; Lymnaeidae.